Acanthamoeba castellanii str. Neff is the source of this 1968-nucleotide messenger RNA. RefSeq lists its product as uncharacterized. The transcript has a single exon. The record is from RefSeq and is a predicted model, not a curated record. Lineage: Eukaryota; Discosea; Longamoebia; Acanthamoebidae. The coding region runs from base 1 to 1968 and encodes 655 amino acids.
AUGGAGGUGGCUGAUGAACCCAACGGUACCCACUCGACUGCUUCGCAGAGCCGCGGGCACCACCGGGCGUCAUCGAUGGAGGGGCUGAGCCGGCGGCGAGAGCUGCUGGUGCGGCGCUGCGACAGCGUCCGGGCCACCCUCGCCCUCCGGCGUCGGCUGGCCGAGGUACGGCGCGACCUCCUCCACCGCAAGCUCGACCACCUGCGCCUCGUCCACCGCAUCCAGCACACCCUGGACCACCUCUCGUCGUCAUGUCCAUCCACUUCAUCUUCAACAUCCAAAGAACCACCACCAGCCGUGCUCGAACAAGAGCCGGAGACGAAGAAGCGAAAGCGAGAGGAGAAGAGCGAAGAAGAAGAAGAGGCAGCCAUGGCAGCCGUGACGCUGGGAAUAGAUGAAGCGGACGAACGAGAAAGAGAAGGGAAAGAAGAAGCCGAAGCAGAAGCAGAGCGAGCCGGGGUGCAGCAGGAAGGAGCUGAUGGCGCGGAGGAAGUGUCGUCGUCGUCGUCGGCGCCGCCAUCAUCACUGGCGGCAGCAGCCAAGAAGAGGAGAGAGGAGCCGCCUUCGCCUGUGCGAGAAGAAACAGGCAAAGAAGAGGGCGGCGUCGAGAAGGCGGGAGACGGCGCCGAGAUUGGCGAAGCGCCCGUCGGCGGCGAACUUGGAGAACAGGCCACCGACGCCCAGGCAGGAGGGCGGGAGGAGGAGACGGUGCGCGGCGGCGAUGGUGGCGAGACGGCGGCUGGCACGAGUGGUCGGACGGGCGAAGGCGAAGCGGAGGAAGACGACGAUGAAUCGUCGGACGACGUGGUGAGCAUCGCGCAAGCGGCCAACGUCGCGGCUGCCGCCGUGGAGCAAGUGGCGGAGAGCGACGUCGAGCUGUCGGAAGCCGAAUUCGAAGACGACGACGACGAAGAAGACGAAGAAGGCGAUGAUGACGACGACGGGCUCAUCGACCACUCGGACGGCGAGCUGUUCGUGGAUCGCAGCUUCGGCCUCGUUCGGCUGCUGGAGGACCACGAGGUUUCGAUGGAAGUCGAAGCCGACCAGGCCGAACAAGACGUCGACAACAAAAACAAUGACGACGACAACGACAACGGCGACGAAGAAGCAGAGUGCGUGAUCGGCCGAAAGAUCGCGGCCGAGGAGGGUACUAUGGAGAUGGACCUCUUUGGCGGCGUCGACGAUCGUGGUGGCCUCGAUCAGAACCCCGACGACUCUGAGUUGGAGUUGACGUCGGAGUUGGAGGCCGAGUCCCAGAAGGCCGUCGAUAUGAGCGUGGACGUGUUCGGCGGCAUCGACAACAACCACGACGACGACGAGACCGAGAAAGGUGUGAACUCGAGCACGCUGGAGCUUGACCUGUUCGGCGGCAUCGGCAACGACGAAGCCGAGGACGACGACGACGGCCACCCACCAGAGACCGAGAAGGGCGUCGACACGAGCACGCUGGAGCUGGACCUCUUCGGCGGCGUCGACAACGGCGAAGACCAAGCCGAGGCCGAGGCCGAGACCGAGAAGGGCGCCGAUACAAGCACGCUCGAACUCGACCUCUUCGGCGGCGUCGACAAAUCAGGCGAUGAUGGAAAGAACGAAGAAGAAGACAAAGAAGACAAAGAAGAAGUGGGGAAGGGUGUCGACACGAGUACGAUGGAGGUGGACCUCUACGGCGGUGUGGUCGACGACGAUGAAGAAGGCGAGAUUGUGGAGGAGAUCGACCGGGUCGGGCCGCCGCCGCCGUUCGGGUCGUUCGUGUUCGAGGGCGGAUCGGACAUUGAAGACGAUGACGACGCCACGCAGAUGCCCGAUGGCGAUGGCGAUGGCGAAGAAGACGGUGCGCAAUCGUUGAAUGUCACGCUGGACGACGACAGCGAGAUAACAGACGACGGAGAAGCCCACGACAACGACGACGCGAGGAAGAACAACAACAACAACAGCUCGGAGGCGGCGGCGUCCUCCCAAGACGUGUAG